Aphanomyces invadans is the source of this 3080-nucleotide messenger RNA. RefSeq lists its product as hypothetical. The record is from RefSeq and is a predicted model, not a curated record. NCBI's taxonomy places the organism in Eukaryota, Oomycota, Saprolegniomycetes, Saprolegniales, Verrucalvaceae. The coding region runs from base 58 to 2913 and encodes 951 amino acids. The transcript is spliced from 14 exons.
UCAGCACCUUCACGAGUACACCUCCGGUUACACCGCGCAACUCGACCGACGGGCUGCAUGGACGAGGCAAGCGGAGGCUCGUCCAAUGUUUCAUUCGACUCUUAUAAUCGCGCGCUGCGCAAGGGACGGCAUCCCCGGUCGUUUGGCCGAGAGGAUACGUCGACGCUGUGGAACGCGCUAAAAACUUCGGCCGACCGAGUUGCGAACGUUCGGUUUGGCCAAAAGCUGGGUUCUGUCGUGGACAAAGACAACUCGCCGUCCCCUGGCAUGCCCUUGAGUCGAGUGGAUUCUGUCGUGUCGCCACUGCUCCCUGAUGGCAGAGACGAAGGCAGUCCAAGCCACAUGGGUCGCCAGAGCUUUUCUCGCGGCCGGGGCAAACCCCCCGGGACGUACUCAUCGUCGCCCGAGAAGAGAGACGUGCUGCGCCGAAGCAAGAAGAAGCAACAUCACAACGGAAGCUUGGACGACGUCGUGAGGCGCAUUCAGGCCUUGGGGACGACGCCCAUGUCGUCGUCGUCGCCUACCCUCGACCCCAAGGCUGUAUCCGCUGUGCCGGCCGCAACGUCCGGCCAGCCCCCGUCAUCCUCGUCUGCAUCGUCCAACGCGAACGACAUUGACACAGCCAAACUACGCAACGACUUCAGCGCCCAAAGUGACGCGCGGAUAUACUUUGGCAGCACUGUCGCGUUCGAGCUCUUCAACGGUGACAUGAUGAUGGUGUCUGUGGCGGACAGCACGGUCGUGAUCCAUCCGCUUGAGCACAUCAGGCAUCAAGCACGCGGGGCACGGGACAAAUUGCUUUUCACGCUUGUAAACUUGCACGAACUGCGCAGCGCCAAUGCGAUCAAGUAUGGCGACAGCGUAUGGCUGCAAAUCAGUGUCGGGACGGGCGAAACGUCGUGGGAGCAAGGAGGCGUCCUCGGUGCCAAAGUCCGCAAGGUGCCGGAGCUCCAUGCGCUGACGCUGACGCAAAAGCGGCCGGGAAACUCCCUGGAUGUUGGGGGCCAAGAUGGCGGCGACCACCACGAGCCUGACCUGUUGACGAAUGUGGGGUUUCCCGUCCCGGUCAAGGCAUAUUUACCCAAGACGCGGGAAGACUCGACGGAUUCCCAGAUCGACGACAUGCAAGCCCGACUGCGCAACAAAUCGAGCCGCAUGCUCGGGCGGUGGAUCAUUCGGUCGGCGGUCGCAAACCCCAACGCGAAAGACGACUACGUGUACAACAACCAUGAAAUUUUCUUGGAGCAAGACUGGUUUUACCUCGGGGCGGGCACCGAUCCGAUGACGAAAGCCCCCGUCGCAGUCCUCCGGGAGCUGCCCCCGCCAAAGAACCACAAACUGGGCGAGUAUAUCGUCGAGCGACGGACGGCGUGGAAGGUCCGGCUCGUGGACUCGUCCAACGGAGGUCUGGGGUUGAGCCUCGUCCAGCAGCAGAUGGAGCGGUUGCUCUUUAAAGCCAAGACGCAGCUCAAGGCGUCCGAGCGCAUGCGAGAUGGAGACGCCCGAAGCUACAGCAACGGCCUCCACGGCGGGCAAAACUUUUCGAAACAGAUUCGACAACACAUCCAAACGAUCACAGCCGCCAGCGACCAGGCGUAUAUCGGUCUCCAGCAAGACCGAGUGUGCAACUUGAAUGCGUACUUCGAGUCGAAGAUUGCCGCGAUGGGCGACGGCGUUGGCCGUGGAAAGCUGCAACUGACCCCUCUCGGUCGAGCGCGUGGCCCGCUGCGAUCGAGUGCGUCCGAGUUGACGCUGGAGAGUGGAUCGGGAGGUAGCGGAUCGGUCCUCCAAGGCUCGCGUUCGAUGGCAUCGCUGGCAGCAUCAUCGUCGUCGUCACCAUCGACCGAUUCGGGGGUGCACGUGUGCAACUUGUGCGUGUCGAAUCGAAGGUUUGAUCUGUGUACCCAUGACCACGACGUGUCGCGUUUGGUGUCGAAGGGCGAGCCGCUUCAACGUGGUCCGUCCACUGGUCCAAGCUAUUCUAGAACUGCAUCCGAUCGAUCGCUGCUGACGACGGCAGAACAAGCAGCGCGAGCGAAGCACAUCGAAGCAGCAGACAUGCGGGAACGAGACCGCAUCAUGCGACUCCUCGGAGACCAGGACGCACGGCUUUUGGGCGUGAUCAAGACGGCGGAGCACCAGACAGCCAUGGCUGCCAUUCAAAGUCGAACGCACCAUGACUUUUCCGAAGACGAUGUCCCGCAUUUCAUCAACAAAAUGUCCGUGCGACACAAGCGCCACCUACCGCCACCAUCCGACGGGCUGCCAGAUAUCGAUGAGCUGCGGCGACACCUCACCGAGGCCAAACCAAAAAGGUUGUUCGCAGACGACGACGAGCACGACGAAGGUGGCGACGAGAGAGACGAAGCAGCUAGCGACGUCGACACCAGUGGCGACGACAGAGACGAUGACCGAAACAGCGGUGCAUCCAGCGAUACAGACGACGACUUCAUCACGGAAGAUGAGAUUCAAAUGCUCGACUUUGUCAACGUCGAAAAGGCCAGUGCCCUGUACGCGAACGACGAGAAGGCGUUGCUGGAGAUGCUGAUCGGGUUUGCCGACCUCGCGUUGCAUCGAGUCGUGCCGCAGCUCAAGGAAGCACUCCAUACACACAACAAAGCGAGUUUGCUUGAGACGGCGGACUUUCUCGCGCGGGCGGCAGAGUUUGUCGUGGCACGGCGCAUCCAAGUGCACGUCAUGGGGCUUAUCCAGAGCGUGGCGACGAGCAAUGUGGACGAUUUCACUGGUAUCGAACCGAGCUUGAAUCGACUGGUGAAGGAAGUCGAAGGCACCGCGCAGUUUGUUGAGACGUUUAAGGCGAAGAAUCGUGCGCACCAACCCACCGCCGCGCCGCUUUCCAUCGAUGAACGAGGUGACGAUGGCGUCGCCGACGACACCGCCGCGAACCGAUGAAAUGAACUUCAACGUCAUUUCAAACGUGUUUCAAACGACUUGCCAUGGAUUGGCGAGUGCGCACAUGAUAGGCUGGCUGUCUUCGUCGCGUACACGUACUAUAGUAAAGCUACGUCGUGCAUGAGAAGAGAGUCGUAAUAUCAUGGGUUGGGCGCUAAGCUUUCAUC